AUGCCAAAGGCUUGUUACUUCAUUUUGCCCAACGAGUUUGGUGAACGUUUCUGUUACUAUGGUGUCCAACCCAACUUGAACAAGUACUUCCAGCUUAUCACUGGUAUGAACAAAACCGAUGCUAAGGUCUACUCCACAGCCUUCACCAUGUUGGCCUAUUUCUUCCCCUUGAUCGGUGCUGCUCUCUCUGACUCCUUCCUUGGAAAAUGGUGGACCAUCAUCUCGUUCUCUGGUGUCUACAUGAUCGGCAUGAUCAUGGUCACUGUUUUUGCUAUUCCCAACUUGAUUGGACCAAUCGGACAGGUUUCCAAGUUCCUCACCUUCUUGCCCAUGAUCAUCAUCGCUAUUGGUACUGGUGGUAUCAAGCCUUGUGUUUCAUCCCAUGGUGGCGACCAGUAUCUUCCUAGCCAGGAAGCCGCAAAGGACUUCUUCUUCAACAUCUUCUAUGUCUCCAUCAACGUUGGAGCCUUGUUGACUCAAUUCAUCGUCCCAGAAAUCAGCAAGAUCCAUUGCUAUGGCCAGGAGACUUGUUUUGCGGGCGCUUUCCUUUUGCCUACACUCGUCUUUGCUUGUGCUUACGCUAUUUUUGCUGCUGGUCAUCGUUACUACAGAAUCGUGCCUCCACUGGGCGAGUUCCUUCCUUUGAAGGCCACCAAGGCUGCAGUCUUUGCUGCCAAUGGGUACUUUGCUGCUUCUGCUGAGGAGCGUGCAGCCAAGGGCCACUGGCUUAAUUUUGCAGAGGAGAAAUAUGGAGGAGUGUUUGUGGAAGAGGUCCGUGACUUUGGCCUUGUCCUUGUCCCAGUUGUGAUUCCAAUGUCAUUCUGCUGGAUGUUGUACAAUCAGAACUCGAACGAAUGGUCCAACCAAUACUAUCUCAUGAACGGAGCACUUUUCGGUGGCAACAAUCCCGCGCAGUCAUACAUCCAGUCUGCUCAGUUUUCCAACAUCAACACAAUCCUUCUCAUUAUCUUCGUUCCAAUCCUUGCCACAUUUGUUUACCCAUUCUGCUCCCGCCGUGGAUGGAACUUUGGUCCUCAGCGUCGUAUGGCAGCUGGCUUCUUCCUCGUUAUUGUAUCAUUCGCUCUCUCUGCUGCCCUUGCUCCUAUGAUUGAGGAUGCCUUCCAAAAAUCUGGCCGCGACAUGGCGGAACCUGCCAAGUAUGACGGAACAUACUGCAAAGAGUGCUACUCUGGUUGGUUGCAGUUCCCUCAAUGGGUCCUCCUCUCGCUCGGUGAGGCGCUUUUCUCUCCCACUGGUGUUCAAUUCACGUAUAUUGAAGCUGGUCGUCAGUUCCGUGCAGUUUCAACAGCAUUCUGGUUGCUGGCUACUUCAUUCGGUUCUAUUCUGAUUAUGGUCCUUGAACCCGCCUUUGCCAGCGCUGAAAUGUCAUCAUCCACUAAGGGUUGGGCAUAUUCUGGUAUCGGUCUCUUUGGCCUUAUUCUGUACUGCAUUGCAUCUUACUUUUACACCCCACGUAAGCAACGUCCCUCGAUUAAUGAGGCAGCACGUGCUGCCAAGGAGGCCGAGUAUGCCAUCACAAAGUACUAA
Lobosporangium transversale is the source of this 1548-nucleotide messenger RNA. RefSeq names its product POT family-domain-containing protein. The record is from RefSeq and is a predicted model, not a curated record. Lineage: Eukaryota; Fungi; Mortierellomycota; Mortierellomycetes; Mortierellales; Mortierellaceae. Bases 1 to 1548 code for a protein of 515 amino acids. Gene Ontology annotation, biological process: oligopeptide transport; transmembrane transport. The transcript has 2 exons. Gene Ontology annotation, cellular component: membrane. Gene Ontology annotation, molecular function: dipeptide transmembrane transporter activity.